Fragaria vesca subsp. vesca is the source of this 1302-nucleotide messenger RNA. RefSeq lists its product as uncharacterized. The transcript is spliced from 7 exons. The record is from RefSeq and is a predicted model, not a curated record. Bases 193 to 1179 code for a protein of 328 amino acids. NCBI's taxonomy places the organism in Eukaryota, Viridiplantae, Streptophyta, Magnoliopsida, Rosales, Rosaceae.
CACACACACAAAUUCGCACACUCACACUCCCAAAACCCAAAACCCAAAACCUAACAUCUCUCCUCUCUCAGCCUCGUCGGAGACGGCGACGAAGCUCUCGGCGAGCCGUAGCCUCUCUUUUGAUUCGUCUCUUUAGAGGUGACUACAAUACGACUUGGAGCUUUGAUUUUCUGAAGAUAUUUCUCUCAAAGGAUGUUUCCAAGGAACUGGGGAACGAAAGAAUAUGCCGAUCCGUCAUCGGACGAUGACUUUUCUCAUGGUCCCGCUGAUGGAGGAAGAAGAAGAAGAAGCAGAGGACAAGCAUCAGGAAGUCGGGGUGAUCCACCUAUGAUAGCAGCUUUGAGAACUCCAGUGGUCAAUCAUCCAGGGUUAGUUUCACCACCGCGCGUCUUCUAUGAUGAAUGGAGACGAACUAAAGGGGACAUCUGGAUUUCGAAGCCAAAUAGAAAUUCUCCAAGGAUAGCUGAUGUUCAUCGUUGCUGUUUUAGGCAGGUUGUCCGGGAAUUCAUUGAUAAGUACAUGAUGGGAACUACAACUGGAGUAUUGAGAAGUGUUGCUAUAGUCUUAGGUUCUGUGGUGAUAGAUGUUGAUAGCAAUCCAACCGUUGGACUGAAUAUUCAACUUUUAGAAUUCCUCAAGCCAAGAUUGGGAGACGAUAUGUACAAUGUAGAGUUACAACAUUUCUAUCAAAUGAUUACGCUGUCUACACCGCAAAACUGUUGGAUGCUUCAGCAUCAUCCAAUACUUAUGUCUAUUACGGAGCGUUAUCAAUUUCCCACUGAUACUCGCUUGGGGAUUCAACAUAUUACAAACUGGGAGUCCGUUUUUGAUCAGUAUGUGGAGGAAACUUGUGGUGCAGCUGCAGAAAUUAUGAUCAAGCCAAACAUUACAUCCCAUGCUAUCUUCCUUGAUGUGUUCAAUAGCUAUAACAACGACAAUCCAAUAAAAGGUUUCAUUAACAGUUGUGCGGGACUAUCCAGAUUUGCAGAAGCUCUGUUUAUUCAUGGUUCUGAUGGUGGUAGAGAUUUGCAACCUGAAGUUGUAGAGCGAGAAUUGAGCAAUAGGUUUCCUUUCAUGUUGAUCCUGAAGUUCCAAUUUCUAUUCCAAAGAAUGUGUCUGAUUGAUGAUCUUGCUUUUUUAGCUAACCGCCGGCCUGCAAUUGAUGAUGGUAUUUGUUAGACAAAGCUACAAGAAGUGGAAGAAUGAAAUUUAUUCAACAUCUUGUUUUAUGAACUUGUUACUUUUGUAUGUAAAAUUCUGGACUUAAAUUAGUGUGAUGGAAAUUUGAUUCUGCUACCUUUG